UGUUGGUGUUAUCAUGGCGACAAACGACGAUGAGCCGAUGCAUUUGUAUGAAGUGUUUCAAAAUUGUUUCAAUAAGAUAGCGAAUAAACAGCCAGAAAAAAGUCGAGAAAUGCCUUAUGGAAUGCCUUACUCCACUCAAGGGGAAGAUGCACUACAACAUGAUGGCCUGGGCAACUUUCCCGGCGCAGAGCCAAUAGCACCAAACGAUCCAGCCUACUUCCAAUAUGGCAGUGCAGCUCAGCAACGGCUACUACCAGCGGACACCAGCAGAGGUAUCACGAACAAAAGGAAAAGAGACGUCAUAGAGCCAGAAGAUUUGGACGUCCAUUGGCCUUACCAUUCGGAUGGUUUCGAACAAACCUCACCGCGAUAUUCCUCUCCGAAGGCAGCACCGGGCCUUUAUGGGGAGGCCUAUUUCAUUGACGGGAGCCAUGGAGGAGCAGGAGACCCUUGGCCCUCAACCCAAAACCUGCAGCCUUCAUACUCUUACCUGGGGAACCAGACCUCUCACCUGCCCUCCACAUCGUCUGCCUUCUCCUCCAUGCACCUCCCUCCCGAAUCAAUGGCGUAUGGUACUGUGUCUCCAGGCCAGGAACCCGCAGGCCUAAUGUCCUCCACCACCCUGCCCCCCAUGUCGAGCUUCCGCGGGGCCGGUGCCUCCCCGCUCUACUCCUCGCAACAGAACAAUGGCAGCAGUGGCAGUGGUAGCACGGCUGCCGUCACUGCAGGCAGCACAAACACUGGCACCGUGGUGCCUGUGUCAGUACCGACUCCUGCGGCAGCUGCCGGCGCCAGCGGCACCUCUGCCGGCAGCACCAAUCAGGGCUCUUCCCCGGUGCCUACGGCACCCGACGCCCUUUCGUCUCGGACGGCAGGUGCCGCGGCCUCGGCGAACUCCUCCACACACCCUCCGUCAGCCUCUUCGCAGGCGAGCGACACCCUGGUCAAAGCGAUCGCCUCGCAGAUGUAUUCAGCCGAACACCAAGCAAGCAGUUUUUCAUCAACGUCUUCCACACCUGUCAGUUCACCUCCCCCACUCUGUGCGGUAACUCAGUGGUCGAGGAAUAAUGCGCAGCAAAGCCAACCUCCGUCUAGUUUCCAGGAAGCUACAAUGCACCAGCUGCAAACGCGAGGGGUUAUAGAGGAGCAUCUGGACGAUGCACUGAGCGUCUUGCGGAAUCACGCCGAGGGUGCCUCUGUCGGUCCCAACCUGGGGCCCACACUGGGGCUCACGCCUGGUGCCCACUCCAAUGGACUGCUGGCCUCCUUAACGGCGGGACACCCCUUCUCGCCUGGCAUGCCCACCCUUGACGCACACGGAGCAAGCCCGCCCGCCCUCUCCGACAGUUCCAUGAGAAGCAGGACGUCUCUAACGACUCCCGGCAGCCAGAACCCAGCUCAUUACAUGGAGAGCAGCCCGGGCAUCAAGGUGGAGAAAUGCAAGGAGACAGACAAACUGGAGCACACCAAGAUCAGCCCCCCGAACUCCCCGGGUCCCCUGGGCGCCAGCCUGACCACCCCGACUGCCACGUCUUCCUCUGGGGGAGGAAAGUCCAGCAAGAGGUCUCGGAGCCGCUGGCAACCAGUGCCUGGAAACAAUAGCAACAGUGGGCAUGGCGAUGCGUUUACCGGCUCUGGAGACGAGGACGAGCCCCCAGAAGUUAAGGCAGAGCGAGAAAAGGAGAGGAGACAGGCGAACAAUGCGCGGGAAAGGAUACGUGUAAGGGACAUAAACGAGGCGUUCAAGGAGCUGGGCCGAAUGUGCAUGAUGCACCUGAAGACAGACAAGGCCCAGACAAAGCUGAACAUCCUACACCAGGCAGUGGAGGUCAUCACCAGCCUGGAGCAGCAAGUCAGGGAGCGCAACCUGAACCCCAAGACGGCGUGCCUCAAGCGGCGUGAGGAGGAAAAGAGCGACGAGGGGGCCAAGCUGGGCGCCCACGGCCUGGCCCACCCGGGUCAAGCGCUCGAUGCACUGGCACACCAGAGGCUGGGCUCGCUGCCUGUAAGUACCCUAUGGAACGACUAUUCGCAACCCAUGGAUGGGGAGACGAGCAACUCAGAAUUGUGAAGUUCUCAGCGUUACACAGGGUUCUGCCAGACCCGUUCGCCAACACAAGUUCUUCGUUAUUGAAGGAGGGAUAUCUUCCAGCUUCCACUAGGAUGAACGAGCAAGGAAAAAAGAGAGUAAGACAGGGCACACAUUACUCCGCAGCAGCCGAAGAGGAAAGCGGCCACCGUUCUUCCCUCUCCGACCAGCACCACCGUUCUCUCGUCGACACCCGUUGCAUCCUCCUCAGCGUUUUUAAGUCGAUUAUGUUCUUCUUGUUCACUCUUACACGAUGCGGUCCUUGUGCCCUCAUAGUUCAUCACGCCCGUGCCCCCACAAAAAAAAAAAAAAAAACGCACAGAGAAGCAGGUUCGGCCUAAUUGCCACUGGGACUCUUUUUGAGCCGCUUUGUGCUUUUUGGUUUUUUCUCUUUGGACAAGGGGAGACGGGACUUUGCUGUUGCAACCUGUAUACAUACCAUAACGCAUCUCUCAUCACAGAUCAAUGCAUUUCAAUGUUUGGCGGAGGAGGAAGAAGCAACAACGGCGGCGAGAUUUUAGAACUACGAUUAUGGCUUUUUGUUUCUUUCGUCUUCUCUUUCUUCAUCUCUCCAUGUACAUGUUGUUGUAGAAUGGCGGACAGUGCUCUAUUUAAAGCGAAAUGGCAACGGAGCGUCGGAUGGCUCCUGUCAACGUGGCUCAACAGAAGCGCACCUUUGUAAUUGUUUCCUCCUUUGUGAAAAGCUCGUUGAGGCACCUUUCUUGUUACGUUGCUUGAGGCUUUCUGACUUGUCCAUACUUGUAUUACCCUUUUACGUGACACAUUACAAUGAUCAGAUGAAAUAAUGAGAACUAAUGAAUAUUGAUGCCAAGAAUAGUAUGUGGGGAUAUAAUUUUGGAGUAAUUACAAUAGAAAUAUGUCGAAAGUAAAGCGAAUGAACAUAUAAUUUGCCGUAGACAUGGACCGUACCUGCAAUCUUUUUGUUUUGCAUAAUAAAAAGGAACAAGCCCGUAAAAUAUUCUUUCUUUUCUACCCUUUUCUUUUUAAACUCUACUUGUUAACACGCCCACAGUUCUGCAAUACACAUGAGCAAACAUCUUAAACAAUCUAGGGGUUUAAGUAUAUUGCUAAGCACAUAUUGCCAAUCUUGUGAGACCGUAAACGUGUGUGCCUGAUGAGGAUGACAAACAGCUGUCACCGCUCGUGCUCAGCGCUCAACCGGUCAGCGCAGUGACCGCUGUAUUUAAACAUUUGUAGAUCGACCCAUUAUGUCUAAAUUUGUAACCUGAAGCUGAGGGGCGACUUGGUGAGGGGCAAAACACGUUGUGGCAUGGUAAUGUCAUCAUGUCUACCCGUAAUCUAUACCUUGUUUUCUCAUGUAUGACCCGUGCCCUCGGCAAAGGUUCAAAGAGAAUUUUCUCUGAAUGAUACCUGCAGGUUGCAGCGAAGAUAGCUCUUCUGGAUGACUUUCAAGCACUGCCGUGAAGGUGCCUUUGCACAAAGGAAGAGCCUUUAUUUAUAUUUUUUUUUUCUUUUUUCACUACAUCAUAAAUUUUCGAAAUGUGCUCACCCCCCCCUCCAGUCGAACCCCUUUAUAAGAGAGACUAUACAACAAAAUACAGGAUGUUAAGAAAACGCACACGAGGUACCCUGCUUAUAAAUACAUCUCACAUAAAAGACAGGAAUGGCUGCACAGAGCAUGCGUCUUAUAUAGUGGUUCAACUGUAUUGUGUGAUUGCGGAGGGUUACCCUACACCCAAUAUUUUGCUCUUGCAGCACAACUCUAGUAUAUUCGACUGUGGAUUGACAAAGAGUCAAAAGAUGUCGCCGCCGCCAUCCGCAGUGCCAGUGUCCAGAAUUCAGCAAAGGGUAAUUCAUUUAUGGACAAGCCAUAGCAUUAUUUGUGUAUUUUUAAAAAUUUUUCCUCUUUCCAUUUGCCUGCUACGAACUUUUCAUGUUUUCAGAGUGACACGGCCAUCUCGUUUUAGUGUCUCAUUUUUACGUCUCCUGUUGUAAUUUAUUCUUGCGGGAAUCAAUUGCUUCGUUUAUUUUGCUUCUCUUUUGCUCACUGCAUUUUUUUUUUUUCAUUUUCUCGCUCUUCUUUGCAUUUUCUGAGGAGGAAAAUUUGAAAUGUGGCAUGACUGUCGUCCUUUUUUGAGUGCUUUUUUUUUGUGAGCCUAUGCGUCUCUUCAUGGACGUGUGCAUGUGUGUGCGAACGAGGUUAUAUACAUAAAGAAAUAUAAAUAUAUAUAUAUUAUAUAUUAUACACGCAGACACUUGAAAAAAAAAUGUAUAGAAUCAUUUGUUUCUUCUUCAUUGUCAUUUCUAUAUUACUGUAUAAACUUUUGACGGGAGGCUUUUUUGGGUGUUGGCUUAGUGUUUGGCGAUCAUGAAGAUGCUUGAGAAAACGGGCAACGAUAGAAAGAUGGCGAUUUCUGUUUUGGCACUUUGCUGAAGGCAGUGUUUGAUGUCUUUUGUUUGUUUUUUGUUUUUCACUUGACAACUCGUUGCCCUCCCUCGCACACACCCCUUGCCUUUCCUCCCCACUCUGUUGCAUUUAUUGUCGACGCAAUUUAGGACUGGAUGCUGCACUGCUGAGCUUUUUUUUUUUUUUUCCUACAUUGCUUUCUACUGUCUCGUUCAUGGGCAGUCAUAAUUGUCUCAAAGCUUGGCUUCUGUCUCGUAUGUUGGGACGGUUUUGGCUUGGCUUUUCAGCGACUUCCACCCUAAUCUACGCAAGACAGUUGACACUAGCUUAUAGUUGAGACUGCGUCAUUUGACGGACUGGGAUUGUGCCGGCCUUGUUCUUAUCUAGGCUGGGAUAAGCUGCCAUCUGCCUGAGUGCAGUAGAACAAGGUUUCAAGGAAAAUCAUAUGGAUUGUUAGCUACAAUCGUUACCCACUCACAGAUAUAGCUUGUAACUAACGCUGUGCAAUCGUUGAAACCCGUGCAACAAGAAUACUUGAAGGAGAUAGCUCCAAAGCACCAGCACAGAAGGGUUAAUCGCAAACAACUAAAGAUAUGCGCUGUAGUCUCGCUUUCAAGUUCAAACCACUGAACCAGGUAGGCUUGUCAGCAGGCACUGCAGCCUUGUUUAGUUGUCAAGCAUAUCAGUCAGACACCCACCAGCAGACUAGAACGCACCCGACUCGCUUUGUUGAAACAUGUGUGACAUGAAAUUGUCACUGACAGCUGCUGCACUGCCGGUGUAGCUUCUGGCUGCACAGCUGCAAGUAAGGUCUGAAAGAAAAAGUGGCCACAGAAUGAGGCUGGAUCCAUACCAUCGAGGUGAAGCUGGUGUUGCUUUCACGACAUUCUGAAACAAUUGCGGCUUCCCAUGCACGUGCGACAGGCAUCUGUCAAGGCACUCACGUUGGUGUAAACAUUUGUUGCACCUAUUCUUCUGUUGUACUUUCUGGCUGUCGAGGACUGUGUCCAAAUCGUCUUCAGCUGUAAAUGUGCAAAAAUACUUCUUUGAAGAGUGUCUUUUUCUUUCCCCCUCCCAUUUCGAUGGUGAUUAUUACCAUUGAACUGUAGUGUUUUUGUGUUCCUACCAGUUUGGUGGUAGCCCAUACGUUGUACAAGUAGCUAUUUCCGAAUGUUGCAUUUAUGUAUUGUGCAUAGCGCUUUUUUUUUUCAGCAUUUAUAGAUAUAUAUGUUAUAUAUAUAUAUAUAUCUCGUGAUGAAGGUAAAAAUUUCUCAUUGACGGUUCUUUUAAUAUUCUUCCUUCUACCAUGCUGAGGGUUACACCAAUAACAUAGGAGAGCUUUUUUUUUUUUCCGCACCCACUGUGGAGUUGCCAAAAAGAAGUUGGACAUUACACAGGGUUUUAUAAGGUGGAAAAUUAAGAGCGAUUUGCAAAAUGCCUAUUGGCUGAACCUAUGCCUGGCGAAACUGCUCCAAAGUCAAGCUUGCUUAUCGACUUGACUCAUCAAUGCAACCUGCCAGUGAAAGGCUUAUUUUUUUUCCAGUAGAUGCUGUUAUUCAUACUUUGCCUGCAAUUUUGUAAAAACUAUGCAAGUAUUAAUUUAGUCACUAAAAAAACACUUAUUCUUUCAUGUACCGUGUAGUCACAUCGAAUUCAUGUCUGGCGGAUAAAGGCAACAAAAGCUUUCGAGAGUUUGUACUGAGGAGCUGUUAUUUCGGCUAGUCUGACAUUGGAGAGUUCUUUUGAAACAUUCUUUCUUUCAAUUAUACAAGUAGUUAAGCUGCACCUGUAGUAAGUUACUUGCACAAUGCAUUAAGCAUAUCCUUAAAAGUGAGAGCCCUGAACAGGGACAAUUGGAAAUAGCUUUUGACAGGGAUACUAUGACUUUUUGCGAUGUUCAAUCCGCACUGCAUUAGCGAGUGACUGAAGCUUGUCUCAACCUUAAGGUUAUGUUAUCAGAACACAUGCGCAUGUUGAGCGAGGAACUGCCGAAAAUUUGGCACUGUAACCUAAUGAGAGACACCCUUACAUAAUUACUACGGUACACUUCAGACAGUACAAUCUCCUAUUCCUUUCUUGCAUUCGUUCUCUCUUGGUUUUCGCUAAGCUUGUAUAAAAGAAGAAAAAACAAGCCCUCGAAAUUGUCUUCCUUUGUUUACCCUUGUGUAGUGACAUUUGUUACUCUGUAACUUGUUUGAAUAGUCGUAGGAUUGGUUCAGUUCUGAGGCUUCAAUUUUAAGGUUCUGACUCGGACAGUCUGCACGCAAUGGUAUGAAUUGGAGCACAUCCUGUAACUGGCGAGUGGCUACUUUCAGUAGCUAUGCAGCACGGCCUAUCUGGCAGUUAUGUUGUUGAAUGCAUGACUUUCUAGAAUGUUCGAAGUUGUGUGUGCUGGCUCUCUGGCUUCUAGUUCCUGUAGCUGCGCACAUUUUUUCACCUUGCUCGAUAGCAUUUUCAGACUUUCUUCACGACAGGAAUUCGCAGUCAAUGUAGGCAUUACUUGGGGCUUCCGCAUUGAUGAUCGUGUUAUAAAGGUGCGAUAAAUGCAGCUGGUAACUUACAGUGGAGGACUUUAUUGGAGAGCUGUGCUUGCUUGUUCAUCUUAUAGCAAACAGCUUGGCUAAGUAUUAAGUGAAAUUUUGCACUAUUUACUAGAUAUUAAAGCGACGUACUGCCGUAAUGGCUCGGUUGUGGUGUUUAGCAGCCAAGCCAUGCAUAUCUCACGGCGCUUUAGUGGGUUGUAUAACAUAAAAAAAUUUUCUGUGCCUUUUUAUGCAUAGUAAUGAAAUAGUUGUGUGUUUCUUUGCGCACACUAAUAAGAAAAUUUGGGCUAGACAAGAGUAUCCGUAAACAUCCACGAAGGCAUGCUUCGCUUUUUUUUUUUUUUUUUUUGUGAUGGUAUGAUGGUAUGGUUUACGGUAGCAUCUGAACAGUCGGAAGUGUCAACUGCUGAAAAUAAGUUCCAUCUCUAUUAUUCUGCUGACUUUGGUGCAAAAUCAAUGAGUUAACAUUCGCUGCAAGAGGUGCUCGUGAGCUAUGCUUCAAUGUUUUCAUUCUGACCAAGACCUUAAGAUCAACCAGUACGCUGCUAUCAUCUUGUAUGCCUCUUUGCAUCCAUGUUGGCCAGUCGAUACAAUUAAACGAGAGCAUUAUUUCGUUCCGCCUAUUUAAAGGAAAGUAAUCAACUCUCUCUGGACCAUCUGUAAUACUCACUUCAUGAGCGGGGGAACUAUUCUGUCCCUUCGCGAAAUGAUUGGCAUUUGUGUAUAACAGUAGUUGUUCAAGUGGUUCGCCUUUCCAACAUUACCAUCAUAGGCCCCUCCAAUCCGCUAGGCAAGCUUUGUCUGCCAUGUGUCGUACGAGUGGUGAGGGACGGAUCGCUGGGACAAUGCAAGAGUUUUACAGUUGAUCGUACUAGACUCGUCUUUAUCGUGGUUGCUUCCUGCGUGCGUUUCAAGCUUUUCUCACUACCACCUUAACCAAUAUCUUAGUUAUAGCACAUGCAAGCCUCGAAAUAUCGUUUCUCUAUUCACUAGGGCUAUGACAGAAGCUAGGUUAUCGGAAGCGUUUGAGGUUGCCAUUGUCUUUUGUGGCCAAAGCACUUGCGGAAUCAUGUUGAAUAAGGCCUUUUUAUUGAAAAAAAAAUGCCACCACAGCCACGUUCUACUACACAAAUGCCAAUGACAGUGCUGCAUCCACCCUUUUGGCGCAUGCCGUCUCGCUGCUAUAACUUGACAGUGCCGAAUUUCACCAAAAACAGGGUUGUAAACAUUCUUUGACACAUUUCAACAACUACAGUUCCACGGGGUGGGGCAGUGUUUCCCUCGCACAUGGUUGCUGCUUCACAGCUUCAGGAUGUAUUCAGUACCAAGUUGACAGCAUGUGUUGUUUUGCUUUUCUUUUUUUUUCCCUGCGUGGUACACCACUCUCGGUAAUUUUACAAUGCCAAAGAGAACGACGGAAUGCAUGUUCCGACUGCUUGUUUUCCAAACAGUCGAAUGUACUUGUGUCACUUAUGUAUGGCUUUUGGCGGAACAACCUAAAUGCAUCGCCGAGUUUGAUUCUGAGUACUUAACUGUUCAACCUGCUUGUUGUGUUGUUUUGGGGGCCUGCAGAGCUUCCUUGUUGUCCUUUAAGAGGGUGCAGCUGGUGGAGGCAUUUAUAUCGUCACGUUUUGCGGCAAUAUUCAGAACAUCUUGCCGUGGCACUUUUCAAAUUGUGGCAACAUGGACAAAAGAAGACCUAGCCUGUGCCUUGUUAAAGCUGCAAGAGUGGAUGAAAACCAAAUGCAGAACCACUGCACUUCCUCAAUGAUGGAGUUAUGUUCAAUCGUGUCACUGCUAAUGUACUUCCAGUUAUUUAAUUAAGGCAGCCCUACCCCAUCUUCCCCACUUCACCCUUAAAUUGUCUUCUUUUCUCGGCAACUUGCUGUAUGUGCACAUUCAUGUCAACACAUGAUGGUGUAUCAUUUUUUUGUUAUUGCAAUUAUUGGGCACGUGCAGCAUCUCAGCCACAGUGCAUUCGAGAAAGAAAUUAGAAAUGAUGUUCUGGUUACUGGAUGCAUUUGCUUUUUAAAUAGAGCUCGGCGUUCUGUUCUGUACUUUGCGAUCGUGUAAUUUAUCGAAGCUACAUCGAAUCAUGCGCGUACACCACCAAGUAUCUUGUGCUGUUGUCUACUACAAACACAUUGUUUUGUUUUGUUGCUCUGUGGUGUUCUUCAUACUUGAAAAAGUUAUCGCUCUUUUUUUAUCAUCUUUUGUUAUCAGUUUUAUUGUACACAGUAUUCCUGCUUUUUUUGCCUGCUUUUUUAUUAUAUUUUUUAAGUGCAGUUUUGUCCCUGCAUUGGCUUUGAGUUAGCGUGGCCAUCGAUGUAUACCGAAGUUGUCCCAUGUGCGCAUUUAUGUUGGAUGUGUACCCACUGUUUGUUUUGACUCCUGAGUUUUUUUCAGGCUGACCAUUUGCACAUACACUUUGAGUUGUCCUCUGCUGACACUUUGUCCAGUCAUCCAGAGUAAAGAAAAAAAGUGCCAUUUUUCGUAAAAAAA
Rhipicephalus microplus (southern cattle tick) is the source of this 9523-nucleotide messenger RNA. RefSeq names its product transcription factor 4. Gene Ontology annotation, cellular component: transcription regulator complex; chromatin. Lineage: Eukaryota; Metazoa; Arthropoda; Arachnida; Ixodida; Ixodidae. Gene Ontology annotation, biological process: regulation of transcription by RNA polymerase II. The record is from RefSeq and is a predicted model, not a curated record. Gene Ontology annotation, molecular function: DNA-binding transcription factor activity, RNA polymerase II-specific; RNA polymerase II cis-regulatory region sequence-specific DNA binding; protein dimerization activity.